CGUUUGACGUUUCCACCCGAUAAAAUGGUGGGAAGUGCACUAAAAAAAUCUUUAUUUUCUAAUAUUUGGUGAAAGUUCUUUAUUUACAAACAGUUAUUUUAUUUAUUUCAUGUAUAAUUGAAAUAUUUUAAAUCUAAGUGUUCCAAGUUACAAGAUGUGAGGUGCAUGCGGCAAAAAAAAGAGACCUAAACAAACGGCGUCCUGGUGCCACUCCAAAUACAUUAUUAAUUAUAUGACUACUUAUUAUACAUUAACUUUAUUAAAACAUGUCAGACUCUGAGGAUAAACCUUCCAUAAUAAAGGAAAUUUUUAUUUAUGACAAGCCAAAUAAACCGGCUGUGCCACAGGACUACUUUUCAUCAAACAGAGUAACUUUAACUUCAGGGGACAUUAUCUUAACCCGAUCCCGAAAGAAAGCAAUAAAAGUUGACCCAUCUCUUGUAAAAACUGAAUGUGAAGAUGAUCAGUUUGAAGAAAUCUCAACACCCCUCGAAAAUGUUAUUAGGCUUCCAAACAACAUUUUAAACCCUAAUACACUUGUAGCACCACAUUUAAAUGAUGAUGUGGAAACAGUACCAGAAUUUACUAUGCAUAGUAGACCUAAAAGAAGCUAUGGCAAAAAGCAAACAGAGCUUUCAACAGAAACAAUCGGCAAGCCCCAACUGGUUGAUUCACCAAAAACUUUUAAGAAACCUGUGACAUCAAGUGAUGAUCAUUCGUCUCUUAAAACACCUCAGAAAGUGAGUUCCAAAGAAACAGCCAAAGUGCUAAAUUUCUUCAUAAAACACCCUAGCUUAGAUGUAACAGUGCUGGCAACAGUAAGAGACAACUCAGUGUUUUCAUUGGAACAGACUGAUGCCCCAGAUACUAUUGAGGUUAAAAGUAAGCGAACCAGGAAAUUGCCUAAAAGAUAUGGCAAUGAUGAUGUUAUGGUGGAAGAAACUGUUGGACAUUAUUCUCCUAGUACACCAAUCGGAAAAAGGAGAAAGGUGGAAUUGGAUGAAGAAGAAAUUCCUGGAGAAGAAGAAGAACAAGAAUUUGUCGCAGAGCCUUCUUCUACUGUAUCUGAUUCUGAACAAGAUGCUUAUCAGUCAGAUGAUGAAGACGGUCCUAGAGAAUGGAUGCCUCCAGAGUAUGUGAAGUAUAAACAAGAAUUUGCAACAAAACGGGUGGAAAAAAAAGUCGUGUGCGCAUUAUGCAACGCUUCCUUUGAUACUUACUAUGGUCUAAGAAAACACAGGGCCAUGAGAGCAUGCCCUGGAGACAAUGCAGACAGUGGUUGUCCGCCUCCAUUAGAUAAAAAAAGUGAUAAAGAUAGUGAGGAUAGCAAUACGAACUCCCAACGAAAGGUUCUAUAUAAAUGCAAGAUAUGCUUGAUGACGUUUACCAACUAUUAUAAACUUACUACACAUCGGAAAGACAAGCACGAAAAUGCCACAACGCCGUACGAUUGUCGUGAGUGCAAUACGAAAUUUGCAAGCAUUACAGAUUUAACUGCUCAUAUCCGAGGCACUCACCAAGGUAAAGAUCCUUAUGAGUGCCAAAAGUGUAAAAAGGGUUUUCAAUCUACUGAGGAGUUGACUGAACACUCACAAAUUCACGUACUUCAAAAACCUGAAGUUGUUAAAAAAUAUCGCUGUGAUAUUUGCAAGAAAGAAUUCGCUAAAUUGUCCGAAAUCGAGCGACACACCAGAGUACAUACCGGAGAAAAACCGUCCGAGUGUCAUAUUUGUCACAAACGGUUUCAACAGUCUCAUAACUUGACUAAACAUCUUUUAAUUCAUAUGCAGGUCAAACCGUUCCAAUGCGAGAUAUGCCACAAAAAGUUCGGCAGAAUAGACGUAAUGAACCGCCAUAUGUUGACCCACUCGGUGGAAAAACCGUUCAAAUGUUCGUUUUGCGACAAAAGUUUUAUCAGGCAGAUUCAGUUGAGCGUGCAUUUGGAUAAACAUCAUCCGGAUGCCGAUUACGGCGAGGUGGAUAGUUACUCUUAAGUAUAAAAACUAUUUUAAUUUUUUUUUUAAUCUACGGAAUUUUUGUAGAUUAUUUUGUUUUUAAGUCGGGAUGUCGAUUCAAAGUUGGUUUAAUUAGAUUGAAAUCAGUUAUUUAAAAACUAAUUUUACCAAACUUGAAACAUCUUAUAUAGUUAGGAGGUAUAUGGAGAGAUAAGAUUGUGGUAUAUUGUAUUUUUUAAUCAAAUCCUUUUUACUAAACCACUUUAUUAUUAUCAAAUAAAACUUUUAUUCAUUUAUCAAACUUUCUUUUUGAAAAGCAACAUUUUAAAUAUAUUGCAGAAAGUUUCAAA
Anthonomus grandis grandis is the source of this 2305-nucleotide messenger RNA. RefSeq names its product zinc finger protein 724-like. The record is from RefSeq and is a predicted model, not a curated record. Gene Ontology annotation, cellular component: nucleus. The coding region runs from base 267 to 1994 and encodes 575 amino acids. Gene Ontology annotation, molecular function: DNA-binding transcription activator activity, RNA polymerase II-specific; RNA polymerase II cis-regulatory region sequence-specific DNA binding. Lineage: Eukaryota; Metazoa; Arthropoda; Insecta; Coleoptera; Curculionidae. Gene Ontology annotation, biological process: regulation of transcription by RNA polymerase II. The transcript has 8 exons.